AUGCGACCUCCAAGAGUAAUAAUAGCUGUCGUCUUCUUCGUGACGACGGUCGUUUUGACAGUCCUUUCGUAUCGAUCAUCAAAUCACCCACAGAUCAUCGAGACCGCCUCCGGCCCUACGCAGAAACCGACUGGGCUUCAGGCGUUCUUUUCCAUUCGAACGCCUUUCUCCCUCUUCCCUCCAAAUGCAAUAAUCACCCUCACGCAUGAGAACUCAACGGCGUUCCUCGCCAGACCUGCUGCCUUUGGACCACAAUUACCGGUUGAGGGUCUAAAGGGACAGGUAUGGAUUGGAAGUGGAUUUGGAGAUGAUGGUAUACGGCAAGGACCCGUGGUGACUGGUGCAGAAGGGGAAUUGGGAUGCAGUGAUGUGCCCGGUUGGAUGGACAAUUACAAGAGCGUACCGGCCGUUGAAAACAAGGACUCAAAAUCUGGGAGUGGCAAGUCUUCGACAGCAGCUGCGAAGGCAAACAUCCAAGACCGAGCAAGUGAGGGGAAAGUCCGUGAGGAGCACGAAGACACGACGGAAAAAUCCUCGAAGGAGUCUGGAAGUGCAGCAGGGCCAUCAACGAACGACGGAACGGACGACCAUCUCCACCACCCCUUACCCGGGUCGUCGGUAUCCAAAGCCAAAGACAAGCAUAUGGAGGGGUCGAAAGGCAGCCAUGCAGAUAUUCAAUCUAUUCAAGAGAGUGCGGAGAUAGCUGGGAAAGUUGUUCUUCUCUCUCGUGGUGGUUGCGGCUUCUUAGAGAAAGUGAAAUGGGCGCAGAGAAGAGGGGCGAUAGCGCUGAUUGUUGGCGACGAUACAAAAGGCGGGCCGUUGAUACAGAUGUACGCUCGUGGCGACACGUCGAAUGUGACUAUCCCGUCAAUUUUCACCUCGCGAACCACAGCGCAUCUGUUAUCUUCCCUAAUAGGGCCAGGAAGCUUCUUAGAAGAUGCUCUGGACGAAAAUGGGAAGCCCGUACUGAGCGUUCACCACACGGAUGCGACACGAAAGUCGGGCAAGAAGCAAGGAUCUCAGCCAACUUUUACGCAAAUGGCGGCCGGGUCUCCAAAAGCCACAGCUACUAGUCACCCCACGCCAAGAGCUACGAGCAAGAAAACUUCACCCAAAGCCGAAAAGGAAACAUCAGUUGCGACUGAACGACCUAGCUGGUUUAGGUCACUUUUCUUUGGUCCCAGGAAGGGGGAUGCCAAAACAGAGAGUAGUCGGCCACCUAGCAGUGGCCAGUUAGAUUGGGUUCUUGUCGACGACUGGAAGGAUGAUGAUCACGUUGGCUCCAAGAAAAUUUCGACCAAGCCAAAGAAAGCCGAACCGGAAAAGAAGAAACAGAAGACAAAGCCUAAACCGAAAGCUUCAUCUGGUGAUGAUUUCGUUAUUGGUGUGCAAGAUUGGCGAGAUCCAGACUUGUUGAGUCCCUCUUCUGAUCCUGACGCAUCCACCCAGACACCAUCUAAAGAAGAGAAAUCGGAUGGUUCCAGUACAUCAAGUCCUGCUACGAAGGUGGGAGGGAAGAAACAUCUUGGUGGUGCACUCCAAGAAAUUCCGGAAUAUGUUCCUUCUCUGCGAGGUGGAAGUAUUACGCCCGGGAGUGGUGAGUAUGGGACUAGCGAUUCUUCGGUCGAGCAGGAUAUUGAUAAAAAUGACGAGGAUAAAGAGGAGGGUACUGCAAAAGGGCUUCUAACUACUAUCUUCGGUGAUGAUGAGGAAGAUGUGGAGUUUUUGACACCUCAUCCUGCGGUUACGAAUGAUGACUUGCCCGAUGACGAUAACGAUGAGCUUGAGGGAUUGUGGGUCACCUUGACACCCACGAGCGGAGCCAGCCCGUUUUUGGAUACUCUGUUAGUAUUGGUAGUAAGUCCGCUCGUGACAUUGACUGUAGUCUAUGCAUUACUUUUGAUACGCUCGAGAAUUCGCCGUCGUCGUUGGAGGGCUCCUAAGUCGGUAGUAGAGAGGUUGCCUGUCAGAACUUAUCAAACCGUUGCAAGUAUCAGUCCGCAGCCAUCAAGAAUUUCAGCAGCUGUCGAACCAACUGUCACAACACCUCUGCUUCAACAUUCACCUCCCAGCAGACCGCGACCACGUUCGCGGACAACAUCGGGCAUACCAGAGCCUGGAGAUAUCAUACGCGCAAACUCAAACCCAUUACAUGUUCCAUCCAUGCCACCACGGUCGCCGGAGCCAGAGAAACAUCAGGGAAGUCACACAAGUGAAUGGAGAAAGUAUAUGGGCAAGCAAGUGGAAUGUGUGGUAUGCCUCGAGGAGUACGUUGAUGGAGUCAGUCGUGUUAUGAGUUUACCAUGUGGCCAUGAGUUUCACGUUGACUGCAUUACACCUUGGCUGACAACUCGCCGUCGAACCUGUCCCAUAUGCAAAGGAGAUGUAGUUCGCUCUCUGGCUAGAGGAACCCCUUCCAGUCCUCGAUACGAUUCUUACCACGACGACAGCGAUGAAGACAGCCAAGGCGAGAGCGCUACUUCAUCAUUACCAAUCCCAACAGCAGCAGAGAACACCGAUGUAGAGCAAGGCACACCAACACGAACCCGUAGACCACCUCAGCCAGGCAGCUGGCGCAGUCUCCUAGCCAGUAGCCUCGGAUCAUCUUCACGAACGCCGCCUCCGCCUCAAGAGGACCGGAGCCGCUGA
Molecule: messenger RNA, 2649 nt
Organism: Glarea lozoyensis ATCC 20868
Lineage: Eukaryota; Fungi; Ascomycota; Leotiomycetes; Helotiales; Helotiaceae
Product: RING/U-box
Exons: 2
Coding region: 1-2649 (882 amino acids)
Molecular function (GO): zinc ion binding
Source: RefSeq, a predicted model, not a curated record